UCCUCUGACCUUCCUUUUCUUCCUGCAGUUGACGGACUGGACAAAGCCUCUAUAGCGAACUCGGAUGGCCCAGCGGCAGGUUCCCAAACGCCGCCCUUCAAGAGGAAAGGGAAGCUCUCCACCAUUGGUAAAAUCUUUAAGCCUUGGAAGUGGAGGAAAAAGAAGACCAGUGACAAAUUCAGAGAAACCUCAGCAGUGUUAGAAAGGAAGAUAUCCACAAGACAAAGUAGAGAGGAGCUGAUAAGAAGGGGAGUUCUUAAGGAGUUGCCUGAUCAAGAUGGAGAUGUAACAGUUAACUUUGAAAAUUCAAACGGGCACAUGAUACCCAUCGGAGAGGAGUCUACCCGAGAGGAAAAUGUAGUAAAAUCUGAAGAAGGUAAUGGCUCUGUCGCUGAAAAAGCGCCACCUCUGGAGGAAAAAGCAGAAGAGAAGACAGAGAACACUGAAAACCACUCUGAAACACCGGCAGCUCCUGCUCCACCUCCUUCAACUCUUCCUAAGCCUAAACCCAAACCUAAGCCCCAAAAAACACCCGUGCCUCCAAAAGGGGCUGCUGCUGGGGCCAGCCCCAAGGGUGACGAAGUGCCUCCUAUUAAAAAAAAUACCAAGGCUUCUGGUAAGCAGGCCCCCAUCCCUCCACCCAAGCCAACAAGCCGAAACACGACCCGAGAGGCCGCUGGUUCCUCUCAUUCAAAAAAAACAACGGGCUCCAAAGCAUCAGCUUCACCAUCUACUUCCUCCACUUCAUCUUUUCUCAAAACUUCAAAGGAGAUAGUUUCUAGCAAAACAGGGACGGUGGGAACCACAAAGGGCAAGAAAAAAACUGGCAAGCGGCCCACGUCUCGGCCAUCCACAGAUGCAACCACUUCUGGGACGUCCGACCUUAAAGGAGAGCCUUCGGAGACCAAGGUGGAGAGCCUCAAAAGCGAGCAGCCUGGCCCUGGGGCCGAGGAGCCGAGCACAGGCAAAUCCAAGUCUGAAGUCCCCCCGCCUCCGGGGGCCCCUCCGCCUCCUCCGCCUGCCCCUCACCUUGUUCUGGAAGAUCAGUGCGAUUUUGCCUCUGACACUCCUGUUGUCCUGGUCAGCGAUGGAGCCGACCUGCCUGUCCCUGCCUUAGACCCAAGUCAGCUUCUCUGGACUGAAGAGUCGACCAACAGAACCACUGUCCACGCAGGCCCUGGCUUAAGUGUUAGCAGAGAAAAUGCAAAAUGUUUCGCAGCCAAAGACGAGCUGAGAAAGGCAGCACCUCAGCUGCUGGCUCCUGGGCUGAUGGGGGACUCUUCCGAAUCCUUCAGUGCCCCAGAGGACGAAGGCCACAGGGAGUCCCGGGCCACCGACUCGGACUCCGAUGGGCCCAUCCUGUACACCGACGACGACGACGAUGACGACGAGGAGGGCGAGGACGGCAGUGGAGAAAGUGCUUUGGCAAGUAAAAUCCGUCGAAGGGAUACCCUUGCUAUCAAACUUGGCAACAGACCGUCCAAAAAAGAAUUAGAGGACAAGAACAUCUUGCAGCGGACAUCUGAAGAAGAGAGGCAGGAAAUCCGACAGCAAAUUGGAACCAAGCUAGUCAGGAGACUUAGCCAGAGGCCCACAACUGAGGAAUUAGAGCAAAGAAAUAUCCUGAAACAGAAGAAUGAAGAGGAAGAACAGGAAGCAAAAAUGGAACUUAAACGUAGACUCAGCAGAAAGCUCAGCCUGAGACCCACGGUGGCAGAGCUACAGGCUCGAAGGAUCCUGCGGUUUAACGAGUAUGUAGAAGUCACCGAUUCUCCCGACUACGAUCGCCGGGCAGACAAGCCCUGGGCCAGGUUGACACCUGCAGACAAGGCAGCAAUAAGGAAAGAACUAAAUGAAUUUAAAAGCACAGAAAUGGAAGUUCACGAAGAGAGUCGACAGUUUACAAGGUUCCAUCGUCCGUAAUGAGGUGCGAGACCCUUUGGAAAAUAGACUGAUCAUCUUUGGGGGAAGCCUGGCUCCCCGAACACCUGAUAUUGCACUGGGAUUUGAUUGUGUGUGUUUCCGUGUACCUUGUGGUGAAGGAAGCGUGCGGAAAGUGGAAGCGCAUAGAAAGUGCUCCCCGCCUGUACAGCCCACAUGUGGCCAACAAGCAAAGGGACAGGUAUAGUGACCCUGCUGUUCAGCAUAUGUAUUGAUGGUAAGGGACACAAUGGUUACAUGAGUUGUUCUUCAUCAGGGGUUUUAAUCAAAGAAGAUGAGCAGAAGACAAUCGCUGGCUCCCUAUUACCAGAAAGCCAAAUUUUAAAGUGCGGGUUUUAAAAAAGUGGAGAAUGGAAUGACUGGGCACUGGCAAGGGGUGGGGGUUGAAAAACAGAAAGAGAAAUUUUUCAUUAUGUUAAUGAAAAAGAGAAAAUUGAAGCUUAAAUGUAUUUUUGAAGUAGGCUUUUGAUAGCUGAGAACUUAUUAAGGGAUUGGGGGAUCUAAUCACCCGCUGUGGAUUCUUACAGACCUGAUCCUAGAAGAAUAUUCUUUCACCAUUAUGUUCUACAGUAUAGUACCAUUAUUUUAUGUUGUGCCAGUGAAUCCAAUUGCCACAAAUAAGUCUGAGUGUUUUCAUGCAUCUUUUUCUUAAAUGCAAGAGGCUUUUAUGUACUCUUAGCAAGCAUGCUUACCCAAAUUCUGUUGCAUGCUUUAAGUAGCAUAACUAUACACACUUCACUUUUUUUAUACUCUUUUCCUAAUGACCAACCUUCUAGAAGGAUAACAAGACUGGGAAUGAAGUCACACAGGAUGUGACCCUAUUCAUCUGUAGCAAGCUUUAGAAAUAAAUCUUUUGGUCUUUCCCUCGCUUGAUUAUCUCCAAGGUGGAAACAACCAUACUUGAUCUAAGGAAGAUAAUAUCGACAAUCACAUCUUUUUUAAAAAAAAUCUGAAUCCAAAAUUAAAACUUAAGCAAAAUGCAAGUGUUCUGCCAGCAGUUAGCUUUGAGCGGGACUGCAAAGGACUACUUAUUUCCAGUGCUGCAUUCAGUUGGAUCGCUGCUAUUAAAAAGAUAAAGCACAGGGAUCAAAGAAAUACUCACCCAAAGACAUAAAGGAACACAGAAAAUUGUUGCUAAGUCGAGAGUGAGGAGAAUCUCAUUUUGUGUUUUAUGAGUGUGCAGAUUGCAUCCAUAAAUAUAACAUUGACUUUCACUGCAAAAAAAAUAGGUGACUUUAAAAUUAUGGAAGGUGUCCCUCUGCGCCUACAGUCUGUAUUGUUUACAUUAAUAAACCCUCUGUUGUCAUCUUGCAUUUUCCAUGGAGUCACAGGCACAGCAUGGCUUCUGCGCCCAGACACAUACGACCACAUGUAAAUACUACCUUGCACUUAAUUGUUUUUCACAAUUGUUUUGUGCCCCUUUUAUUAAAAACACAUGAUUUGUAUAAUAAGACAAGACCUAAAUAGACUUCAUUUUAUUCUCAGAGCUUGGACAAGAAUUUUCUGAAAUGAUUCUGGUUCAUAAUGUGGAAGACUGUAAUUUUCAAUUUCAACCAAAAAGCAAACAUUUCAUCUGGUAGAUAAAUUUGGAUCCUGCCAUUUAUUGAUAUUUUAAAAAACCACUUGAAAUUAGAUGAUUUUGCUUAAAAGUAAAAAUAUUUGGCCCCAAUUAGUCUAUUACAAAAAAAAACAGGACCAUUUAUAACUAAGAAGAGUGACCAGCACUGUUGCACCUCUUGCCACACUAGCCACGUGCAUUAAUGAAAUAAACAUAGAUUUCUGCACUGCUGUUAUUUCACUAACAGGGUGAGACAUAGUUUUGCUCUGGAAAAUGUUUCUGAUGCCUGGGUGUCUUUCUCUGGCUGAGGUUUAGUCCAUUUCAUAGGGUUUCAAUCCAGCCAUAGACAUAACAUUACCUAUGUCCUAAUUUUUGGCUGAAGUCACCCUCUUCCUUACAUUAUUGUAUUAUUAGUUUAUUGUCUUGGGAAAAGUACCAAGGAAUGUAAUGUUACUUUAAUUAUCUAUACUUAGGAUUUUUGAACAAAUCACAAAGCCUCACCUCCAUAAAAACGAUAACUAUAAGACAUCACUAUUUUGUCACUCAAUAUACAUGUCAUAGAAAGUCCCUAUUUAGCUGAUAAAAGGAACAGUUCUUUCCCCUCUAGUGGUGCAUGUAAUGCAAUUUUUUAUUCCUACCCUGAGGUGCACCCAGACAAAAAUGAGAAUCUGGUGCCUCGAUAUAUUUUCUUGUAUGAUAGGUCAGAUUGAGGAACCUACUCACUUUUUUUCUCCAUACUGAUUUACGUGCUUAGAGAAAAGUUUAAACAACACAAAUUUAAAAGUCAAAAAAACUAACCGCUGCUAGUCCGAUAUAUAAGAAUUGGAACCACCAGUUACUUCUUAGAUUGAUUCUUUAAAUAAAAAGCUGUGGAAAGAAUCAAAGGAUUGUGAAGUAAGCUAUACUUUGCAGAAUAGGCUCUAUUUUAAUAGCUAACUAAAAUGCAGAAACACUGCAUAUCCACCCCGACAGCCCACCCAGAGGUCUUGUGAACCCCGCCCCCCCAUAUAUUGAUGCCUCUGCCAGAGCAUUUCUGCAAUUUCAGCAGUUCUACAAUCCAACCCAUAAGCUAUAGUUCUAGCAAGAAAAUAAGUGUGUGUGUGAAUCUUUUUCCCUAUUUAAACCACGACAUUAGGCUGAUGUAGAGGAAGUGUGUGGGUUUUCCUGAGUCCCCAAAAAACCCAUCUCCAGGAUGGUCCCAGGUAGGAAAGAACUAGACAGACUGUAAGUGGCCAUUUCCAUUAUUCUUAACAUGGAGAAAAGGAACAUUGACAUUGAGGUAGUAAGAAGACUCCCUGGGCUUAUCAGCAUUUUCGUGGCCAUUACCAAUCAGUCCGACAAAUUAGACCUCUGGUGAGCAGCAUUAAUUUAAGGCGACCCUGCCUGAUGGUUUCCUGUGUAUGUGAAAUGUCUUGCAUUUUUAUGGUCAAAUAGUUCACCCUUGUGUUAAUUCCUUAAAUUAUUUACAUUAAAUCUAUAAUAUUCAGAGAACCAUUUUGGGUAUUUCAAUAACUGUUUUACAUACAGGAAAAGACAAACUCGUCUCUCUCUUUGAUUUACCCAGAAAAACUGACUUUCUGGUUUCAUUUUUAUAUCCUUUAUUAGCACAGUGAUUUUUCACUUAAUCUUUUUCUGUUGUUAGUAAAUAUAUUCUGUAAGUAGAAAGUUCUGAAAUUUAAGUGAAGAUCUGUUUAAGGAAGCAGAGGCGUUGAAUACGCCCUUCAAAAAUGAUCCAAUAUUGAAAAUGAGAGGUAAGCUCUUCACACCCAUAAUUCAGGUUUUACAUGCUGCAGUUAAUUCAGUGCUGCGCUGGCACUUUAAAAAAAAUACAGUAGCUUGCACUUAUAAGAGAGAAAAGUCUUCAUUAACACGCCUAUCCUGAUAAGUACCACAUUUUAACACAUAACAGGCAUUGCAUUUAUACUUAAUGGAGUGAGACAGACACAACUUUCAAAAAUUGUACUGUCUUCACAAUAGAAAAGGGCAACCUUGUCUACCGCCUAGUAGUAUGCCCACAUUUAAACAGGAAGGAUUUCUUUUCUCUCUUUCUUUCUUGCUCAACAUUUUCUUCAGUGUUAAUAUUUUUUGAGUGGUCUCAGCAGCACAUUUCACAGUGAGAAAUCUCUUUCAGAACAGGUGAGAGGGAAUCAAAUUCGUACAUGACAUAUAAAUUUAUGUCAUUUCAUCAGUAUGGUAGCUCGAGCAUUCCUAAAUUUCAGUCAUAUUUUUAAACCUAACCUUACUAGUAAAAGUAUGUAUUUUGAAUCAAAAAUGGAUUUCUUCACAUCAUUAGAGUGUGCUGUGAACACUAAGGAACCUUAGAUGCAAUUCAUUACAAAGUUCUCUCUUGGCCUCUUGAAAUAGUUCAUCUUCCACUACUGAGUAUUUGCUCUCUACUGUGGGUUGGCUGUAUCACUUUGUUUUAUUUGACAAAGCAGAAUGAACUUCCAGUACUGAAAUAUAUCCUAGAGGGGAAAAGUAACCAUCAGAUUCACAGGACCAUCUUUCUGAGAAAAAGCACCUCUCCAGAUAAUUCAAACCCAAGUUUCAAAGAGUACCAUGGGGCUCUGCUAUAAUUUGGCAGUGACCAAAGGGUGGUGGGAACAAAGGUAGAAUAGUUUCAAACCAUUCUCACUUUUUUGGUAAUCAUUAAGCUUUAGCUUUGUAUGGAAAUGUGCACCACCAUUAGUAUUUCUAGAAAACACCAGAAACAUAGUCCACUUAAGCUUUUUCAAAGACAGUGUCAUCCCAAAUUAACAAAUCCCAUGGUAUAUACUGUAAGGUUUCUGGCACACACUAAAAGGAGACUCCUAUGGCAGUUAUUCCUGCUGAAAGCCAACCCUACAGGCAAGGGUCAUUUUGAGCUAUGCUAGGAUUUGCUGUACACACACACACACACACACACAGUCAUUUUGCUAGUGUUGCUAGCAUAGCUGUGCAUAUGAGCAAAGCACCCUGGAUCCGUGUUUCUCAGUGGGGGUGCUGUUGGCAUUUGGAGCUUGCACAGCAGUGCCUCACACCGUGUAAGCUGUAUGCUAUCCCAGACCCCUGCUGACUAAAUGCCAGUAGCAUGCUCAGUCACUGUAAAAACCAAACGUACAAAGCUUUCCCCCGUGGUCAGAUGGCCCCCUAGGACGGUGGUUGUCCCUCCCUUGAAUACCACUGUCUACUACAAUUUAGGGCACACAGGAAGAAGUUUCUGUCCCUAAACGUUGUCUCGACUGCCUUGCAUUUCUUUGGAUCCUGAAUGGUUUCAUCUCCCUUCAUUUCUCAAACCUUCUGCUUCGAUUCAGCUUUCAUUUGCCAGUUCUUUGGGGAGGACGUUACUGGGCAGGCCUGGCAGUUCUCAGGGGCAUCUUCACCUGGGUGGCCCCUGGAUGGACUUAACGGAGAGAUUUCACAUGAAGCAGACUUGCUCAUUUUUUGACCAGUUUUACUUCAGAACUAUGCUGUUGCCCAUAACCCUUGUUGAUGUCACGAGGACCCUUGCAUGGCCUAACCACGAACAUGGUGGCUGACAGUCCACGUGAACAAAACCUGUGGUCUCUGAGCAUCACCAUGAGAUGUUACCUGGGAAGCUGCAUCCCAUGAAUUCCAAAACAAUCGCCUGUUUAUCCUGUUAAAGAAGUAUUUAAUCCACAUGCAGGUAUUCACAUUCCCCCUGUGCACAUGUAGUCAUGUGGUUCAACUUUUCCAAAAUUUGUGAACAUUGAAUUACGAAGGAAACGUGGAUUGCAUCUACAUUGUUUAUACUUCAGUGGCAAUCGUGCCCGAAACAGGAUGAGUUUUACCUAGGUGAAACAUUACACUGCACUACCAAUACCUAAAUGUACUUAUUCUCUUUGUUGCUUUUUAUGACCAAACCUGAAUGGUAAAUGUGUCUUGAAUAGAUUUGGAUGAAUUGUAGCUAAUAGAAUGGAAUUAAUUUAGCCACUAUAAUUUCUUUAAAUAUUCAAAUUUCUAAAAAUCUUUUUUGAGAAAGAGCAACUCAGAGUCGAUAAAGGUGGUUAUAUUGUGAACUUUUAGUUGGUGCUUAAGAAUUUGUACCUUGUUAAAUACCAGUAUUUUUUUUUUUUUUAGAAUAAGUUGAAGGGACUAAAUGAGGCAGAAUGCCACUCCACCCUCAGGUCAAUUUUAUGGUAUGUAAAAUGCCGAUAAUAUUUGUGCCACUUGCCAAUUUCGGGGGUUGGGGUGCUUUUCCCUUACUGGAUGCUUCUGUUAUAGUUUGACUAUACCAUUACAUCGCUUAGGGAGCCUCCACAAGGAGAAGUCGCCAUUGCAAUGCUAACAAGGGUUCAAAAACAAUCUGCAUGAAUCUAGGGUCAAACCACUUUCAUGACUUAAAAUAUAGGCACUAAUAUUUUUUAUAUAUUUUUAAAUAUUCUGUGGCUUAGAAAUGUGCCAAUGUGUUCACAACAUUCUGAACCGACUUCACCAGAUUUAGUACCUACCAAAAACUCUUUUUUUUUUUUUUUUGUCUAUGUGACAGUCAUUUUAAAAUAAAGGACAUAGUCGUUCUUUGACUAUUUGAAGCUUUGGUUAAAGUGAUAUGGGUGGGAAGCUGUGACCACUAUCAGACUGACUGACUGACUCCUGAUUUCCAGUGAGUGAUCUGAUCCUACAUGUUGCACAGGUGUACUAUCUAUGAGUGUAAAUAACUGGAACUGUACACCAAUUAACAUGACAGUUUCUCUUUUUUGUUGCUAUUGUUCUUGAUCUGUACUGUAUUAUAGUAUGUGGGUAUAAAUAUCUCCAAGUAUACACACAUAUGUAUAUGUAUUCUACUAUUGUAACCUGAAAGAAAGACUAUGUAUUAUCUUUUUUAUUCUGUACUGGUGUUUGUGUUAUUUAAAAAGCAAAGUUAUGCUCUAUUUAGUUGUAUUAUAUUAUAGGAUACCUUGCUGUGCACAAUUCCAAGUGCCUUAGAACAUUGCUUAGCUUUCUUAAGUAUAUAAAAAUGCAUAUAUGUAUAAAAUUGGGAAAAGUUACCUCAAUAAAAUCGUUGGGAAAUCCCCAGCUCUA
Molecule: messenger RNA, 8521 nt
Organism: Miniopterus natalensis
Lineage: Eukaryota; Metazoa; Chordata; Mammalia; Chiroptera; Miniopteridae
Source: RefSeq, a predicted model, not a curated record